Molecule: messenger RNA, 2098 nt
Organism: Rhipicephalus sanguineus (brown dog tick)
Lineage: Eukaryota; Metazoa; Arthropoda; Arachnida; Ixodida; Ixodidae
Product: centromere protein I
Exons: 16
Coding region: 87-1982 (631 amino acids)
Cellular component (GO): cytosol; kinetochore; nuclear body
Source: RefSeq, a predicted model, not a curated record
UUUACAGUUUGAAGUAUUUGAAGCGCCGAGAGCGAGCGCCGAGCAGUUUGCUGUAUGUGAAACUUUUUGAUCAGUAAUUGUAGGCAAUGGCAGCUCGUGCUGAGAGAGCCGUACGUUUCCUUGUGUCUGGAAAUGGGCAGCUUGAGAGUUCGGAGCAAACAAUGGAGCAUGUUCGCAAGCUGCGAGUGUUUGCCAGAGAGACUGGUCUCUCAGCAGAUCACAUGCAGCAGUUGAGUACGAUCAUCAGUGCACCUAGAACACGUUCCCUCUUGGCAAAGCCUCUUCUCCAAUGCAUGGUGCCAGCGGAGAAUGUCACUAAGCAAGUCGUCCUUGCUUUUUCUGGGGCGCUCUGCAACGAUUCGUUGUCCCCUGCUGUCAAGAGGGACAUCAUGCAGUGGAUGGUUGCAGUGCACCACUUGUUCGACAACAGCUGCAAUUUGGUGCUGCUUUGCAGGUGUCUUCUAAGGCUUCUUGACACAUCACUGUGUGGUGAUGCGGUAACCUUGAUGCUUCUCCUGGCCUCUGAGAAGACUGCCACGUCGUUCACCAUGUCCACGAUUUACAAAGCAAUGCAGAGAAAGCCUUCCGACGAACUCCUCUAUCUUGCCUAUGUUCUCGAGAGGUGCUGUUUUGAUCCAGGAAGUCGCAAGGUUAUCGAAGACGAGAAAAUGGAUGCCAUUGGCUCAGUGUGGGAAGUACACGUGCAUCAGUUGCAACAGGAGCUGUUUGGAAAAGUCAGGCAUCGCUACCGCUCAAAGGAGCUGGGAAUGAAGUGUACUGGCAUCGACACCAGCAGUAACCAACUCUCAGAAGCCUUAGAGAGGCGUCCCCUCGACUUGAUGAGAGUGCUUUUGAACCCGGAGAUAUUGAUGGCCAUGGCCAGCGAGGAAAAGCAUCGCCAGCUGGCCCACUUUCAGGGCAACUUGCGGAUCACACUCAAUGAUUUGUUCAGGAGUCCAGAAAAUGUUCAAGGAAGGGAGUUCCUCACAUCACUUUCAAGAAUGGUCAGCAUACUGGAGGAGAAUCCGCCUGUGGUAGAUCAGUGGCUUAUGGAGUGUAUGGCGGCAUGGGAUGGUGAUCACUACUGGGAGCAGAUCCUGGCACUUGUAUCCAACUUUUCACUGACCUCGCCCGGUCACUUUCUUUCGUGCAUCUGGGAGCCGCUCAUGCAGCUGUUCUUCUUCCAGAGCCUCGAAAAGCAGGUUAAUAUAUUCCAAUGCCUCACCGAGCUGUGUCGUUUCUGGUGUCUGGUGGAGGUGCCUCGCUCUCAAGGGCACAGGGACUUUGUGUUCGAGAGGACCUACGGGGAGGGAACCGUGAAGGCAUUAACGCACCUUGUAUCGGAGCUUAACCGCAUCGGCAUGGCACUAGUGGAACUUCACCCAGACAGGCUCGUCGAGAUUCUGGUGCCUGUCUUUGAGCUUUACCACAUGAGACUGGAUGUGUUCAGGAAAUCAGGAGUCGCGCUGAUUUGCCUGCCUGAGUGGCAGUUUCUAGUGCUUUCAGUCUUCUCACGCAACAUUCUUCUCAUCGAUGGAGUCAGCAGAAUGUACAUAAGCCUAUUGGAGUUUUUUGAAGAAGUAAGAGAGUGUUUUGAGCGCCCUUGGUUAAAGUCAAUGAUCAGCGAGUUCAACAACCAAGUGACCUGGCUUGGCUUGGCACUCGCUGGUGAUUGGAAGGGCGCAAUUGCUGUUGGCCCGAAGUUGUCACCAAAAGUCUUGGAAGCGGCAGGCGUUCCUCUGAGCGACAGUUACAGUCCCGUGGCGCUGUGGUGGCAACCUGCUGUCAAGGAGGCUGUUUUGACACUUUGUCACACUCAUAACAUCGAGCCCCACGAAAUUUCCAGUAGCGAUGACAUAUGGUUUACCUUUCUCAACAUCUUGGCGGCCAGCCAACCACACACGGCGAAGCUUAUGCGGCAAAUAUCAAACCUGACUGAGCCAUCAAGGGUUUCCACAGCAUUGAAGACAUCCGCAGUCUGAUUUAAUCUCUUCUAGUAUGAAUAUUUAUUGCACAUGGCAAAAAUGUACAAAGAUGAACUUGUCUCCUCGUUAAAUUUUCCAGUUGAUAAUUGGCACUUGUGUGCACGCCUUCUCUU